Messenger RNA from Camarhynchus parvulus, 1338 nucleotides. RefSeq names its product calcium and integrin binding 1 (gene CIB1). The coding region runs from base 55 to 627 and encodes 190 amino acids. The transcript is spliced from 7 exons. Gene Ontology annotation, molecular function: calcium ion binding. The record is from RefSeq and is a predicted model, not a curated record. NCBI's taxonomy places the organism in Eukaryota, Metazoa, Chordata, Aves, Passeriformes, Thraupidae.
CGGGGCGGGCAGCUCCGCGGCGGCGGGCGGGGAAGCGCGCAGGGAAGCGGCGCCAUGGGCGGCUCGGCCAGUCUGAUCCCGCGGGAGCUGCUGGGCGAGUACCAGGAGCUGACGUUCCUGAGCAAGCAGGAGAUCUUGCUUGCCUACAAGAGGUUCAGUGAACUGCUGCCAAAGGAGGAGAGGGAGAACGCCUGCUCUGCGCGGGUCCCCAAGAGCCAGAUCCUGACGCUGCCUGAGCUGCGGGCAAACCCCUUCCAGCAGCGCAUCUGCCACGUGUUCUCAACCUCAGAGACCGAGGAUGACAGCAUGUCCUUUGAAGACUUCCUUGAUAUGCUGAGUGUCUUCAGUGAUUCUGCCACCUCUGACAUCAAAUCCUACUAUGCCUUCCGCAUCUUUGACUUUGACAACGAUGGGAUUCUGGACAGGAAGGACCUGGAGCAACUGGUGAACUGCCUGACAGGGCAAGGCGAGGGGUCCCGGCUGAGCAGCACAGAGAUGGACCAGCUCAUCCAAAACAUCCUGGAGGAGUCCGACAUCGACAAGGACGGCAGCAUCAACCUCGCCGAGUUCCAGCACGUUGUCUCCCGCUCCCCCGACUUUGCCAGCUCCUUCAAGAUUGUCCUGUGAGCCCCUGGCUGUCCAGCAGCACCCCUCCAGUUCCUGCAGCUCUCUGUGGGCUCAGCCAUUUCCUCUUCCAGGGAGCACAGGCCCAGCUCCUCAGUGGCCCGGCUGUGCUGCAAUGCCUUGGGCAGGAACCCUCCUGCUCCCCUCUCAGGUGCCUGCUUGGCAGUAGGGAGUCCCAGGAAUCUGCCUCUCCUGCGGCCCCUCUGCUGUUUUAGCAUUAGAAUUUGAAUCCUUAUGCAUUCCAAGGGCAGCUCUGCUCCUGCCUGGGGCCACUCUGCACCAGCACAGGCCCUCUCUGCCCUCAGGACCAAUUCCUACCUUGUGCCUUGCAGCAGCAGGCAGGGAGCUGCCUCCCCUGCCAGCCUCUUCCUGCCUCUGCUGUAUUUCUGGGAGCCUGCCUGCUGCCACAUGGAUCCAUUUCUCUGAGCAAUAACUGAACGUGGGUCCUCUGAGCAAUAACCAAAAAGUGGCUCAUUUUCCACAAGCAGUAACCCAAAUGGGGGUGCUUUCUCUGAGCAGUCACCCAGGAGUCACUGUACAGGUGCCACCCCAGAGCAGAGCUGUCCCCCCACGGCUGUGCUCCGAGCCUGCACUCCUCCUCCUCCUCCUCCCUUUCUGUCUUUGCCCUGUUCUGGCUCCAGCACAGCAGCUGCUCUGCUGCCCUGCCUCUUCCUCCCCCAGUCCCUGUGAGGACACAAUUAAAGGGCUCUGGUU